UUGACGUCAACUUUAUAAUCCUCUUCAUUCACUUUAUCAUCAUAAACACUUAACUCAAAAUUUACUCAAAAAUCAAAAAUUGGUAAUUAUAAGAAAAUCAGAUUAAUUGGGUAAAAAAUGGGACCUAAAAAUUGUAAACUUGUAUUCAUGCUCUUUGUGCUGCUCCUUCAAGCUUCUCUACCGGUUCCAGUUAUUUGUGGUGAUGAUGAUGAAAAUAACCUUCUGCAAGGACUAAACAGCUACAGAAGCUCCCUACAGCUCCCACCCUUAACCAAAAACAAGCAAGCAGGAUGCCUGGCUGACGAGCUAGCUGAUGAGAUCGAAGAUCGUCCUUGUGUUCCGACUGUAGCAGCCAAUGCUAUACCAGGGGGUGCAGGAACCCAAUUUGAAGACUACCCAAAGCUUCUUAGAAAAUGUAACAUCAAUCCCAAUACUACAGCGAAUGCUAUAAUCUUACCGGUUUGCGUCUCAAAACUAGUUCCAACCCUUGUCCUUACGAACUACACUCGAACUGGCUAUGCGCGUUACGUCAAUGAUUCGAGGUUUACUGGAGUUGGUCUUGGCUCGGAGGAUGAUUGGAUGGUGGUAGUGUUAACUACGAGUAGUCCGGCGGGUAGUCUUGCUUCUGAUGCUGUAGAUGUAGUUUAUGGACUGACCAACUAUUUCUUGCCUCUUGUUGCAGGCUUGUUUUUAGUCUAAUAUCUUGUUGGUUUAGUAUGUGAAUGGCUUGGUUAAGAUUUGUCAGAUAUAUUCUCGUUUGUUUUUUAUAAAACAAUUAUGGGCGUCUUUUAUGGCAUUGAAGCAAUGAAAUGUUGUGAAGGUAUGGAGUAUGUUUUAUUCUCUAUUUAGAUGAAAAGUGUCGGAUUUAACUAUCCCAACCAAAAUUAUAUUUUCCUUUUUUUUUCUCAUAUACAAUGUGUUAGUAGCUUAAGCUUUUGGUUGAGAUGGUUCCGUGACACGAUAUUAGAAGCCAAUAUGACAAGAGGUUACGGGUUUAAAUCUCAAUAACCCUUCAUUUUAGUGGAAUAUUCUGCGCUUGUGUGCAUCUAUACUUUUAGUUCAAUGGGUUCUCGAGUGAGGAGCAAGUUAUAUAAGAUAUUCUGGGGUAUCAAGGCUCUUAAUCAUCAGUUUAAACUUUUAAUUGGAUAACGACUGGGUAUCAACGCUCUUAAUCAUCAGUUUAAACUUUUGAUUGGAUUA
Amaranthus tricolor (Joseph's coat) is the source of this 1200-nucleotide messenger RNA. RefSeq lists its product as uncharacterized. The record is from RefSeq and is a predicted model, not a curated record. The coding region runs from base 118 to 699 and encodes 193 amino acids. NCBI's taxonomy places the organism in Eukaryota, Viridiplantae, Streptophyta, Magnoliopsida, Caryophyllales, Amaranthaceae. The transcript is spliced from 3 exons.